AGAGUUUCGGCCCUUUUAUUCUUUUAACUUUUUUCAAUCUUUAUCGCUCCACUCUCUCAUCAACAUCAUAGAUCACUACUCAAAUCUUUCUCACAGAUCUCUGCUUUUUUUUCGCUAUUUUCUCUACUCUGAUAAUUGAUAAUUACACAUUGGAAAGGCUUCAAAAAUUAUUCUCCCAAAACCUUUCUGAAGAAAAGGAAAAGGAAGCUUCUGUACGACAGGGAAAAUAUUCUGCAUGACCUCUUGACAUUUCUACAAUGUCAGGGUUACUCAAUUCAUCUCUGAACGGGUCAGCUUCAAAUCUUCCUGACAACUCCGGACGCUCAUUUCCUUCAUCUUUCUCUCCUCAAUCGGGUGCAGCCUCCCCUCUUUAUCAUCACUCUGGAAGUAUUCAGGGCCUUCAUAACGUUCAUGGAAGUUUCAAUGUUCCUAACAUGCCGGGUACACUUGGUUCAAGAAACACGGCAAUAAAUAAUGUCCCUUCAAGUGGAGUACAACAAUCUGGGAAUAGCCUCUCUGGUGGUCGUUUUGCAUCAAAUAAUAUUCCUGUAGCCCUUUCACAGAUAUCCCAGGGAAGUUCUCAUGGUCAUUCUGGCAUGACAAGUAGAGGUGGUAUGAGUGUUGUUGGUAACCCGGGAUAUAGUAGUAACAAUAAUGGUGUUGGGGGUUCUAUUCCUGGGAUUCUUCCAACCUCUGCAGCAAUAGGUAAUCGAAGUUCUGUUCAAGGCCUUGGGAUGUCCACAAUUUUGGGAAACGCAGGUCCAAGGAUGUCAAAUUCAGUUGGAAAUAUAGUCGGUGGAGGCAACAUUGGGAGAAACAUCAGCUCUGGUGCAGGAUUGUCUGUGCCUGGUCUUGGUUCCAGACUAAAUUUGACUGCGAACACUGGUUCUGGAAAUUUAAAUGUUCAAGGAUCUAAUAGGCUAAUGGGUGGUGUUCUGCAGCAAGCCUCUCCGAUGUCUAUGUUUGGUAAUUCAUAUCCUACUGGCGGUGGUCCACUAUCUCAGAACCAUGUUCAAGCGGUUGGCAACCUUAAUUCCAUGGGAAUGCUGAAUGAUGUGAAUUCAAAUGAUGGAUCUCCAUUUGAUAUCAAUGAUUUCCCUCAGCUAAGCAGCCGUCCUAGUUCUGCUGGAGGGCCUCAAGGACAAUUAGGUUCAUUGCGAAAACAAAUUGCUCAGCAAAAUCAAGAAUUCAGCAUUCAAAAUGAAGAUUUUCCGGCCUUGCCAGGAUUCAAAGGUGGAAAUGCUGAUUAUGCUAUGGAUCUACACCAGAAAGAACAACUACAUGAUAAUACUAUUUCUAUGAUGCAGCAGCAGCACUUCUCUGCACAGAUGGGCAGAUCUGGUGGUUUUAACUUGGGAGGGACAUACUCAUCACUUCGCUCACAGCAGCAGCAGCAACAUGCCUCAUCGGUGAGUAAUAGUGGUCUCUCUUUUUCAAAUGUAAACAACCAGGAUCCGCUACAUUUACAUGGUUCAGAUGUCUUCCCGUCAUCACACUCCAGUUAUCACCAACAGUCUGGUGGACCUCCUGGUAUUGGGUUACGGCCUCUUAAUUCUCCAAGUACUGUUUCUGGUAUUGGCUCAUACGAUCAGCUUAUCCAGCAGUAUCAGCAACAGACUCAAUCUCAAUAUCGCCUGCCGCAUAUGUCCGCUAUAAGCCAGCCAUACAGGGAUCAGGGUAUGAAAUCCAUGCAGGCUCAAGCUGCUCCUGACCCUUUUGGUAUGCUUGGCUUGCUAAGUGUAAUAAGAAUGAGCGAUCCGGAUCUGACUUCUCUUGCACUUGGAAUCGAUCUUACGACUCUUGGAUUGAACUUGAACUCUGCUGAAAAUUUACACAAAACGUUUGGUUCCCCGUGGUCUGAUGAGCCUGCCAAGGGUGAUCCAGAAUUUACGGUACCACAAUGUUAUUAUGCCAAGCAACCACCUCCUCUAAAUCAAGCAUACUUUUCCAAGCUUCAGUUAGACACUUUGUUUUACAUUUUCUACAGCAUGCCAAAGGAUGAAGCACAAUUAUAUGCUGCUAAUGAAUUGUAUAACCGGGGGUGGUUUUACCACAGAGAACAUCGAUUGUGGUUUAUGAGGGUUGCCAACUUGGAGCCUCUUGUCAAAACCAACGCCUAUGAGAGAGGAUCUUAUAUUUGUUUUGAUCCAAACACAUGGGAGACAAUCCGCAAGGAUAAUUUCGUACUCCACUAUGAAAUGUUGGAAAAAAGACCUAUUCUACCUCAGCACUAACGAGAUUAUGUUCAGUUUACAGUGUACAUUUAUUCACAGAAUCCUUGUAGGAGUCAGCUAGUUCUCACCUGUAGUUUUCAGCUCUAUUGGGCUUUUUGGCAACCAGCCGUUGUUACUGUAUUGUUUCUCAGUUAUUAAUUUACCCCUUGUAUUUUAAGAUGCUGCAAGUCUAAACGAAAAAAAUAGGUUCAGUACAGUUCUCGCAUUAUCCCCCGUCAGCUUAACUUUUGCUGAUGCGAAUAACAUUUUUGGGAUUAUUUUAUAGAAAUGUAAGUGACUUGUUGUGAAA
Solanum stenotomum is the source of this 2523-nucleotide messenger RNA. RefSeq names its product probable NOT transcription complex subunit VIP2. The coding region runs from base 258 to 2234 and encodes 658 amino acids. The transcript has 14 exons. Gene Ontology annotation, cellular component: P-body; CCR4-NOT core complex. Lineage: Eukaryota; Viridiplantae; Streptophyta; Magnoliopsida; Solanales; Solanaceae. The record is from RefSeq and is a predicted model, not a curated record. Gene Ontology annotation, biological process: regulation of DNA-templated transcription; nuclear-transcribed mRNA poly(A) tail shortening.